Messenger RNA from Fomitopsis serialis, 471 nucleotides. RefSeq names its product cytidine deaminase-like protein. Gene Ontology annotation, cellular component: nucleus; cytoplasm. The transcript is spliced from 3 exons. Gene Ontology annotation, molecular function: zinc ion binding; diaminohydroxyphosphoribosylaminopyrimidine deaminase activity. The annotation marks the transcript as partial. NCBI's taxonomy places the organism in Eukaryota, Fungi, Basidiomycota, Agaricomycetes, Polyporales, Fomitopsidaceae. The record is from RefSeq and is a predicted model, not a curated record.
CUCUCCCCGCAGGACACUCUGGGUCUGCGCACCGCCCUCGCCGCAGCCGGCAAGUCCUACUCCGAGGGCGGCGUGCCGAUUGGCGCCGCGCUCGUGCUCCCGCACCCGCCAGGUGAGCCAGACGGCGCGCCCGUCGUGCUCGGCCAGGGUCACAACGCCCGCGUGCAGCUCGACUCGCCGAUCCUCCAUGGCGAGACCGCGGCGCUGCUGGAUGCGGGGCGGCUGAAGGCAGAGGUCUACCGGCAGGCAACGAUGUACACGACGCUCUCGCCCUGCUCGAUGUGCUCAGGCGCGAUCCUGCUCUACAAGAUUCCCCGGCUCGUGAUCGGCGAGCACCGCAACUUCGUCGGCGACGAGGACCUCCUCCGGUCGCGCGGCGUCGACGUCGUCGUGCUCGACGAUCCGGAGUGCGUCGACCUCAUGGAGAGGUUUAUCAAGGAGAAGCCGGAGGAGUGGUAUGAAGACAUUGGG